Spea bombifrons (plains spadefoot toad) is the source of this 4312-nucleotide messenger RNA. It is a transcript of the gene CC2D1B, whose product is annotated as coiled-coil and C2 domain containing 1B. NCBI's taxonomy places the organism in Eukaryota, Metazoa, Chordata, Amphibia, Anura, Pelobatidae. The transcript has 25 exons. The record is from RefSeq and is a predicted model, not a curated record. Gene Ontology annotation, molecular function: RNA polymerase II cis-regulatory region sequence-specific DNA binding; DNA-binding transcription repressor activity, RNA polymerase II-specific. Gene Ontology annotation, biological process: regulation of transcription by RNA polymerase II. Bases 146 to 2677 code for a protein of 843 amino acids. Gene Ontology annotation, cellular component: nucleus.
UCACCCGUGUUACCGGAGAUCUCUUGGUGCUGCUCUCCCUCCGGUAUCCCGGUACAGAACAACUCGCCAGCUCGAGCUGAGACGCGGAAUCCCAGACCGGAGUAUAGAGAUAUUCAAAAGUCUCGGUUGGCGUCCAUGAUCCGCAAUGUUGGGGAGAAGAGCCGGGAAAAAAAAUGCCCAAGCCAAGGGCAGAGGAGCUGCAGCAGCAAAGGAGAUGGGACUGUUUAUGGAGUUCAACCCUGAAGAGAUGAUGCUAGGAAUUCCAGAUGACCCAGAUGAUGGGGAUCUGGAAGCUGAACUUGCAGCCCUGACUGGGGCAAAGCCAACGCCAAAGGCAAAACCCAAAGGGAGAGCUCCUCUCCCGAUGGAUCACAUAGAGAAGAUGGCUCAAGAAUGCAUGAGGGACUCGGAUGGUGAAGAUGAUGAAGAUGAGGACUUGGAAAAAGAUGAGGAUUUACUGGCUGAGCUACAGGAAGUGGUGGGAGAAGAAGAAAUGGAGGUGGAGCGGCCACAUCCUGACUCUCUGGCUUCAGGGCUAUCUUCACCUGAUCUGGAGGAACCUGCUGAGCUAGCGAAGGAGACUUCAUCCCCAGAAGUGGACAAAAAGCAAUUUUCACAGACCAGUGGUGAGGGGCUGCUGCAAACCUUAGAGGAGAGGAUCAAUAACUACAAAACGGCAAUAAGCAAUGCCAAGCAAGCCAAGGAGAACACCAAAGCCAGACGUUAUGAACGGGGCCUGAAGACACUGGAGUCAAUGCUAAAUUCUGCCAGACAAGGAAGGGCUGUGAAUGAAGCAGAGAUGCCUCCCCCGGUAGCUACUGGAAAACCUGAAGCAAGUCCUGUGCCUUCGGUCACUAGAACAGAGGAAAAGCAGUCAGAGGACACAAGCCCCUCUCCCGCAGAUGGCACAGAAGCUAUGGCGCAUCUGGGAUCCUCAGAGGACACUGGAGACUCAAAGACUCUGUUGCUCACGAGGCAGAGAGAGUACAAGCUGGCAGCACUGAGAGCCAAACAGAGUGGAAAUGUGGAGAAGGCAAAGGAGUACAUGAAAAUUAGCAAGAAAUUUAGCAAUGUGGUGGAAGCUUUGGAGAGUGGUCAGCCUGUGGAUCUUAGCAACAUGCCGCCAUCUCCUGAGGAAUAUGAUAUAAAGGUGACGGAAGUGAAGCCCCCAGUGCAGACAGAACCCGUGCCAAAUGAUCAAAGCCCUACCAGCACUCAAGGAACUUCGGCUAUGUCCCUGUCACAAGCGCUGCAGCAGAGGAUGGAGAAGUACAAAUCUGCAGCACAACAGGCCAAGGCUAACGGCGAUGAGCGGAAGGCCCGGAUGCACGAGAGAAUCGCCAAGCAAUAUCAAGAUACGAUCCGUGCUCACAAGGCAGGGAGACAGGUGAAUCUGGCUGAGCUUCCAGUUCCUCCUGGUUUCCCACCGCUUCCCGGCAUGGAGAACACGGAGGGGGAAGGGAGCAUGGAGAAAGUACUAGAAGCAGCCCAAAAACUGGCAAAUACCGAAGAAGCAGAGGUGGAGGACGAGGACCAGCAUACAGAAAAGCCGCCCGUUCACCAUAAACCCACCCAGCUUGUAAAACCACUACUGGUGCCAAGCAUACCAUACAAUGACGAGACCUCCCUUCAUGCCAAAUCACCCACAAGUACAGAAGGAGUGGAGGCCACGGAAUUGCUGUCUUCUGAAGCACGGGAUCAGCUGGAGUUCCUGGAGAACCGGAAGAUGCUGUACAGGAAAGCGGCUCUGCAGGCCAAGCAGCAGAAUGACCUGGAGAAGGCCAAGCAGCACAUGAGAGUCUCCCAUACCCUGCAGGCCUACAUUGACCAAGUGAAAAGUGGGAAACUAGUAGACAUUUCUAAGAUACCCUCUCUUCCAAUGGAUGAGGACAAUGAUUUUGUUGUAAUUGAAGCUGAAGACACCCGACCGCCUCAGAAUACAGAUGAAGCCUACGCUCAUCUACUGAAAAUGCUUCAGGAGCAAACCGAGAAAUGCAUGCGCUACUCCAAACAGUUUACACAAAUGGGCAAUGUUGCUGAAACCACGCGGUUUGAGAAGAUGGCCGAGGACUGCAAAAAGAAUAGUGAAAUUCUGCAGCUGUCCCAAGCUCAGGGCCUUGAGCCUCCUCCCUACCACUUUGAGGACAAAACCCUGAAGAUUGUCAGAAUUUUCCCGGAGCUCAGCAGUACAGAAAUGUUACUCAUGAUUGUCCGAGGCAUUAACCUGCCAGCGCCGUCAGGGGUAGCACCGAAUGAUUUAGAUGCAUUUGUGAAGUUUGAAUUCCCAUAUCCAAGUACGGAGCAGCCUCAGAAAAAUAAAACCUCGGUUAUUAAGAACACCAAUUCCCCAGAAUACGAGCAAUCGUUUAAACUAAACAUUAACCGAAACCAUCGAGGUUUUAAACGAGUCGUACAGGCAAAAGGCAUCAAGCUGGAAAUAUUCCACAAAGGGGUGUUUUUACUGAGGAGCGAUAAGCAGAUCGGCACAGCAAAUCUGAAACUAGACAAGCUGGAAACACAGUGUGAGAUCCGAGAGAUUGUAGAGGUGUUUGAUGGCCGGAAGCCUACAGGGGGUAAGUUGGAGGUUAAAGUCCGACUGAGGGAGCCCCUCAAUGGUCAGGAUCAUCAGACAGUAACAGAAAAGUGGCUGGUAAUGGACCAGGUUCCUCGCAAGUAAGACACAGAAAAAGGGGCAAAGCGAGAGGGUGUCCUACGUAUGAAGACAUUGCCUUUUUACUCUUUAAACCCUGAAGAGCCAGCUGAGUGUUAUAUGACGCUUUGAUCUGCGGGCCAGUAUAUGGGUUUAUAUACCAAAGACUGAAGAAUAUCUGUCUAAUCUUUAGGAUAUCCUACAGCAACAAAGCACGUGGAAAAAAAGGCAGUUAAGCAACUCAAUUAAUAGUAAACUUUCCAUAGCAAUGCAGACCACAACCCUGCACUGAUCAUGAAAACCUUACUAACCCAUACAGCCGCAGAGCUUUUUUGCACAGGAUGGCGAUGUGCACACAAUGGCUUAUGUCGUCUUGAAUGUACAUGAAGAUCCAUUGGAUCCUUAGUGACUGAUGCACAACAUGAGGAUUCAGAAUGUCUGUUUGCUGCUACUUAUUUGUCGGAGGGGCAGGUUACUGGGCUUUCAGACCCUUGGCAAGUAAGGAAGGUAACGAGUGGCAAACGCAGGCAGCAACCCUCUCGGGGAAAUCCGAUGAUUGUGAAAUCACUGCUGCUGUUCUGGUGCUGAAAUCUGCGCUGCAGUUUAUGUCCUUUUUCUGCUCAACAAUCAGGGUCCCUUCCAUCAACACGAUAACAAACAUCUCCUAUUCAUAGUAAUUGCUGUUUCUAGAAGCUCCAUUAAAAAGGUCUCUUACAUGAAUGUCAAAUAACUUGAAAUAAACCUCUGCUUAGUUGGCACCUGCUGUGUCAUCACACGGCUCAUAAACCAUUAAAUGUGCAGUUCUACUUUUAACCGCACAGAAACCCUAAAAUUGGCCAGUUUGGGUGUUUAUUUCUUCAGAGGGUUUAAUGCGUAGCAACGCAAAUCAACGUUCAAACAACAGUUAAGCGUUCCCUGCAACAUCAUGAAUGGGGAGAAUUUUACCUGGUUAAACAGAUUCUGCCCGGGCGUGUGUCUCGUGCUGGUAUGAGUAGAGUGUUUCAUGGCGCCUUUCAAUAAUCUAACAUCAAACCGAGCUCGCAGCCUCCACGAAGAGCUAACAACUUGAUCCAACCCUGUGCGAUGCCCUCUUCAUUCUCAAUGCCCUCGUUCUUUUAACCAGUUCCUGGCUGCAUCGCUCACCUUGAAGUCAACAUUACAGAACAACCAGGGGGGGCUGCAUCUUAUCACCGCCCGGCAGGGAAUGUUUUAAUUCUCCCGCUGUUAUAUGGCUGCCCCCCAUGACACUCAAUUAAUAUUUUUUUCUUUUUUUUGGCCAAGCAGAGCUCCACCGGAGCCCACAAAGUUUCACUGUAAGUGCCUUUAAUCACAUUAGUCUGGUUUUGUCCAGUAAGUCAUCCGCUAGAGCUUCGUCCAUUCGGUGUGCCUUUUCUUUUAAGCAGGCUGUAAUCGUAGUAGUAAAGUAAGUCUUACGCAAAGGAACCCCUUCAGCGGCAGGAAUACCUGCAUUUCAAUGUGUGCAGGCCUCUCGCUGCAAGGGGCGGGGGGUUAAUACCUUUAAUUUAUUCAUAGUUGAGGGUAAAGAUGUUUGUGCCAUGCGUGAAUCAUUGUUCAGACUGUUAGAGAAAGCCAUCUUUAUUUAUUGUCGGUACAUGCAAAUGUUUUAUGUAUAUGGUAUUAAAUCUAAAUGGUGCACCUUUU